GAAAGAGAAGAUGGCUGAUAAGUGUCACUUGUGUCUGCUGGGACUGAUCUUUCUCUCUUCACUUCUCACAGGUCUCAGUGAAGUGGAUCAUGUGUUCAUCAGUUCUGGUGAAGAUGUCCGUCUGCCCUGUAAUAAUGCUCUUCCUGGCUGUAAAUCAACUACAUGGAUCUAUAAUAACAGAUUCAGAGAUUCAUCAGCAGUUGAACUGUUUGCUGGAGGGAGAAAGAAGACAGACACAGAGAGACAUGAGAGACUGAGUCUGGAGUCUGACUGCUCUCUGAACAUCAAGAGCGUCACAGAAGAAGAUUGGGGAUCUUACACCUGCCAACAAUAUGUGAAUGGACAAUGGCAAGGAACUGAUGCUGGUGUUUAUCUGCAUGUUCUUCAUGUCUCUUCAUUACCGUCACAGACUGAGAUCAGUGCAGGUCUCUCUCUGACUCUCUUCUGUCAGUUGUAUUCAUAUUCAUCAUAUGCUCGAGACUCUUGUGAUGCUUGGAUCCGUUCUGAGGGAAUUGAUCUGUUCUGGGUGAAUCAGGCUGGUGUUAAACUGACAAACUCAGACUCCAGAUAUCAGAUAUCAGCUCCAGAUCACUGUUACAUCUCUCUGAAGACAACAAUCCUGAAUGAAGAUCACAACAGAGAGUGGAGAUGUAAUAUUACUCAGAGAGAUCAACUCAAGUCCUCAGUCUCAUACACUGUCAAGAUCUCAGGUGAGAAAACAAUCUCAUGAUCAGAUGUAGAAGAGUCUUAGAUGUGCUAAUAUAAUGAUAGAUAAUGUUAGAGUCAUCUUGUGUUAAGUGACUGAAAUAUGAUCGUCAUGUUUUAUGAUGAAUCUGAACUAACAUCAUCUUUACAGAUCAAGCUGAUUCAACGACAGCAGUCACAAACUCUCAGCAUCGCUCAACUACAAACACAGAUGACACUGAAGAUCAAGCUGAUUCAACGACAGCAGUCACAAACUCUCAGCAUCGCUCAACUACAAACACAGAUGAAACUGAAGAUCAAGCUAAAAGAGUAACAGCAUUGACUCCAGCAGAAACGUCUACACAAGAUGUCAGAAGAAAGACUGAUGACUCUGUGACAGAUGAAGUGACUUAUGGUUAUUACUGCGUACAAUAAAUAAUAUAUCCAA
Messenger RNA from Carassius auratus (goldfish), 1132 nucleotides. RefSeq lists its product as uncharacterized. The transcript is spliced from 7 exons. Gene Ontology annotation, biological process: positive regulation of ERK1 and ERK2 cascade; T cell activation; interleukin-15-mediated signaling pathway. NCBI's taxonomy places the organism in Eukaryota, Metazoa, Chordata, Actinopteri, Cypriniformes, Cyprinidae. Gene Ontology annotation, molecular function: protein tyrosine kinase binding; MHC class II protein binding. The coding region runs from base 11 to 730 and encodes 239 amino acids. The record is from RefSeq and is a predicted model, not a curated record. Gene Ontology annotation, cellular component: membrane raft; external side of plasma membrane.